Charadrius vociferus (killdeer) is the source of this 155-nucleotide messenger RNA. RefSeq names its product cytochrome c oxidase subunit 6B1. The transcript is spliced from 2 exons. Gene Ontology annotation, cellular component: respiratory chain complex IV; mitochondrion. The annotation marks the transcript as partial. Lineage: Eukaryota; Metazoa; Chordata; Aves; Charadriiformes; Charadriidae. The record is from RefSeq and is a predicted model, not a curated record.
ACUUCCACCGGUGCGAGAAGGCGAUGGCGGCCAAGGGGGCGGACGCGGGGCCGUGCCAGUGGUACUACCGCGUCUACCGCUCCCUCUGCCCCACCUCCUGGGUGACAACGUGGGACGAGUACCGCGAGGAGGGGACCUUCCCCGGCAAGAUCUGA